This is a messenger RNA of Danaus chrysippus (African queen), 1491 nucleotides long. The record is from the annotation of a GenBank genome assembly. NCBI's taxonomy places the organism in Eukaryota, Metazoa, Arthropoda, Insecta, Lepidoptera, Nymphalidae.
AUGAAUGUAAAUAAUAUCGCAGAAGAUCGUUUAGCUCCUGCUCUAGAUGUUAUUGAAAGUCCACGGAAAAGAAUGCGCGUGGAUAAUUCCUCCCGCAAAAGCUGGAGUUUGAUGGACAGAAGAACUGAUUCUGAUGUACUCAAUGAAAUGGGUGUGAGUUUAUUGGAUCCGGAGGAAGAGCACGCAGAGCAUAACGUGCAGAAAUCAUUGAAAAGGAAACACGAUAUAGAGAAUGUUAAUCCUAAUGUAAAUAGUGUGAACCGAGGAAGAUUCAGUCCGAGGUCACCGAUUAAAAUGAGCCCUGGACCUUCUAAAAUAUUGAUCAGGAGUCCAAGAAGCUGUGAUAAGGUUAAAUCAGAUCUUGAUUCAUCACUGCCACUCACAUAUGUAAACGAUGAAGAAACGCCUCUAGGCCAAUCAGUGGCUGUCUCUUGUAAACAUGCAGCCAAACCUCACAAUAACACCAGCAAGAAGGAAAGCUAUUUCGAUUUGGCCCCCCCCGUCGCCAGCCCCCCCGCGCACGGAGGUGACUCCUUCCUCUCUUUAUCAGACGAGGUGGUGCUAUCAGUGAUGCGCUGGCUGCCCAAGAGGACGCUCGCUCACUGUAUGCUGGUCUGCAAACGAUGGCGUCGUAUAGCGUCCGAUGAGACCCUGUGGACCCGUCUGGACCUCGGGAACAAGACCCUCGCUGCGGGGGCCUUGGGGAAAGUUGUUAAUAGGACACCUAUAGUACUACGGCUUGCGGGGAGCGAGAUAGGUGAAUGGCACCCCGAUUCUCCACCAGUACAAACAAGAAUUCAGUAUCUGGACUUGAGCAUGUGCACCAUAGACUAUAGAACUCUUGAGAGUUUGCUCAGUAGAUGCUCAGGACUCAAGAAAUUGAGUCUGGAGAAUGUUAAACUGAGCGAAUAUAGCCAGGAGCUGAUUGGUAAAUGCAGUGGUCUUGAAACUUUAAACCUCGCUAUGGCACAAGGAAUCACAGCUACAGGCCUUACACACAUACUAGACGGAUGUCCCGGGUUGUCGUCUUUGAAUAUCUCCUGGUGUAACCUAAGCGAGGCGUCGCUCGAGGUUUUAGUCACAAGGCUGCCACAGAAGCUGAGUCGACUUAAUAUAAGCGGAGCUCGAUGUAUGACGGAUGAGAACGUGCAGCUCCUGUCCCGCCGCUGCCCGCGCCUCUUAGAGCUCGACGUAUCAGACUGUUCCCGCCUGUCCGCCUGUUCGUUGUCCUCGCUACUAGUACUCGCGCGGCUCGAACACUUGGCCCUCAGUCGGUGCUACCUGCUGCCGCCGCACGCGCUCACGUAUCUGUCCCGCAUGUCGUCGCUCCAGUUCGUGGAGGUGUGGGGCACGCUGCAGCACGCGUCGCUGGCCGCGCUGCGGGCGGCCCUACCCGCGGUCACCAUCAACCAGUUCAUGUUUAGCGCCAUCGCACGUCCAACGGUCGGCACUCGACGAACUUCAGUAUGGGGCCUAAGAACUAGAGACUGA